This is a messenger RNA of Trifolium pratense (red clover), 1152 nucleotides long. Its product is annotated as NADPH:quinone oxidoreductase-like. The transcript is spliced from 3 exons. The record is from RefSeq and is a predicted model, not a curated record. The coding region runs from base 309 to 887 and encodes 192 amino acids. Gene Ontology annotation, cellular component: cytosol. Gene Ontology annotation, molecular function: oxidoreductase activity; FMN binding. Lineage: Eukaryota; Viridiplantae; Streptophyta; Magnoliopsida; Fabales; Fabaceae.
AACUUAUUCACUUAAGAGUAAACUUAUAGAUAUUAAUCUAUUUGACAAAAACAAAAAACACAAUUCUAAGAAUUUUUUAAUAUCGACUAAUUCGAAACAAUCAAUCCCACUGCCCACUUGCGAGGGCCCACGUUUAAAGGCAAUAAUCCACUAAAAUUGGCACUAGAGGGAAUCAAACUUGAGAGUAACAAACUCCAAGGUCUCAAGCCAACACCACUAGGUUAAGAUGGGUUCCAAUAUUUAAUUAUUAAUUAUUAUUUUAUAAUAUAAAUCAGACAGAACAAACAAGUAAAGAACAGAAAUUAGUUAUGGCAGCAACAAUGAUCAAAGUAGCAGCUCUUUCUGGUUCUCUCAGAAAAGCUUCAUACCACUCAGGCCUUAUCCGUGCAGCAAUUGAGUUGAGCAAAGGAUCCAUUGAAGGCAUUGAAAUUGAGUUCAUUGAUAUUUCAAAUCUACCUAUGUUGAACACUGAUCUUGAGAACAAUGGAACUUAUCCACCUUUAGUUGAGGCUUUUCGCAACAAGAUUCUUCAAGCUGAUAGUAUUCUUUUUGCUUCUCCUGAGUAUAAUUACUCUAUCACAGCACUAUUGAAGAAUGCAAUUGAUUGGGCAUCUAGACCUCCAAAUGUUUGGGCAGGCAAAGCUGCCGCAAUAGUAAGCGCGGGAGCAGACUUUGGUGGCGGUAGAUCGCACUAUCAUCUACGCCAAGUUGGAGUGUAUAUUGAUCUUCAUUUCAUCAAUAAACCCGAGUUCUUUCUAAAAGCAUUUGAACCCCCUGCAAAGUUUAACGAUGAUGGCGAUUUGAUUACUGAAGAGGCCAAGGAUAAGUUGAAACAAGUUCUUUUAUCUUUGCAAGCAUUUACUCUAAAACUUCAGGGCAAAAAUUGAGCCUUGAAUUACUCUAAUGCACAAGAUAUUGUUGAAAUAAGAUGUGGAUAUUGGAAUUAAUAUUGUAAUUUAGAAUGUGCAUGACUUCAUUACAGCAUUGAAAUAAAGCUUGAAAUAGUAUUAUUAGUUCCUUAGUUACAUUUAGAGUAAUGUUCUCUAUUUCCCUCUUGUUUUUGUUUCAGUUUUAUUGGUUGAGUAUAUGAUGUACCAUGUUAAAUUUCUUACCCAAUUCCAAGUGCAAUUCUAGACAAUAGUUGAAUGGGAA